Phascolarctos cinereus (koala) is the source of this 2643-nucleotide messenger RNA. RefSeq names its product mitogen-activated protein kinase kinase 1 (gene MAP2K1). The record is from RefSeq and is a predicted model, not a curated record. Gene Ontology annotation, biological process: protein phosphorylation. NCBI's taxonomy places the organism in Eukaryota, Metazoa, Chordata, Mammalia, Diprotodontia, Phascolarctidae. Gene Ontology annotation, molecular function: ATP binding; protein kinase activity.
CCCUCCCACCCCGCCCCCCACCCUCGUCCGUCCCUCCCUCCCGCGGACGGAUGUGUGGGUCUGAGGACCGCGCGAGAAACCGCACUUUCGCCAGAGCCGGGGGACAGGCAUCCUCUCCAGACCUGGGCUUCCCGUGCCGAGGAGCUUAACUGCCCUCGAGCCAGCCCCUAGCGCCGGGGAUCCCGCGCCGGGGAAGCCCUUCCGACUGCGGAGCCGGACGGAACCGAAUCCGGCCGGGUGUGAGGGGGUGGGGUGAGGGAAUCCCCGCCACCGGCUCGCCGAACGCCUCCCCAGGGAACUCCCCAUCACCGCUCCUCCGCCCAACUCGUUGGCGUCCGUCCGGGGAGCCGCGGGGCUGGGGGAGCUGCCCCGACCCGGGAGUCCCUGCUGAGAGCCGUAAGCCGCUGCCCCAUUCCACCCCCCGAGUCUCGGCCUUGAAUUUGGAAGGACGCAAGGCUGAGGCGGAGCUGCGGCCACUGCUGGUUAGGAGCCUGCGGGUUAGGAAGGGGCUUUCCUCGGGGCCAAAAUGCCUAAGAAGAAGCCAGGGCCCAUUCAGCUGAACCCGACCCCGGAUGGCUCCACGAUUAACGGGACCAGCUCGGCCGAGACUAACCUCGAGGCGCUGCAGAAGAAGCUGGAGGAAUUAGAACUUGAUGAACAGCAACGCAAGCGACUGGAGGCUUUUCUCACCCAGAAACAGAAAGUGGGCGAGCUGAAAGAUGAUGACUUCGAGAAGAUCAGUGAACUAGGAGCUGGGAAUGGUGGUGUCGUGUUUAAAGUUUCCCACAAGCCCUCUGGCCUAAUCAUGGCAAGGAAGCUAAUUCACCUGGAGAUCAAGCCAGCAAUUCGGAACCAGAUUAUACGGGAGCUGCAAGUCCUGCACGAGUGCAACUCUCCAUAUAUUGUAGGGUUUUAUGGUGCCUUUUACAGCGAUGGGGAGAUCAGUAUCUGCAUGGAGCACAUGGAUGGAGGAUCUUUGGACCAGGUUCUUAAGAAGGCUGGAAGAAUUCCUGAGCAGAUAUUGGGGAAAGUUAGCAUUGCUGUAAUAAAGGGUCUUACAUAUCUGAGGGAGAAGCAUAAGAUAAUGCACAGAGACGUCAAGCCAUCCAACAUCUUGGUGAACUCACGAGGGGAAAUCAAACUUUGUGACUUUGGCGUCAGUGGGCAGCUGAUUGAUUCCAUGGCUAACUCUUUCGUGGGCACAAGGUCCUAUAUGUCGCCAGAAAGACUCCAGGGAACUCACUACUCAGUACAGUCAGACAUCUGGAGCAUGGGACUUUCUUUGGUGGAGAUGGCAAUUGGACGAUAUCCCAUUCCACCGCCAGAUUCCAAGGAGCUAGAACUGAUGUUUGGCUGUCCAAUGGAGGGAGAUGCUCCUGAGACGUCACCAAGGCCAAGAACUCCUGGGAGGCCUUUAAGCUCUUAUGGAAUGGAUAGCCGACCACCUAUGGCAAUUUUUGAGCUGCUGGAUUACAUAGUCAAUGAGCCUCCUCCAAAGUUGCCCAGUGGAGUCUUUAGUCUGGAAUUUCAAGAUUUUGUGAAUAAAUGCCUAAUAAAAAACCCAGCAGAGAGAGCUGAUUUGAAGCAACUUAUGGUUCAUGCUUUUAUCAAGAGGUCUGAUGCCGAGGAAGUUGAUUUUGCAGGCUGGCUGUGCUCCACCAUAGGCCUUAACCAGCCUAGCACACCAACUCAUGCUGCUGGCGUCUAAAGUGUUUCUUUGGGAAGCUGGAGAAAGGCAGCUUCCUACCCCAUUGUGCAAAACGAUGCUACCUUAGGUCCUAUUUCUCAUGCUUGUCUCUGUUCAGAUGUGCAUUUUACCCUGUGAAGAAGGAUGAAGAACAUAGCAUGUGCCAAUUCUGUUUGUUUUGUUUUUUAAUUAUGAUUACUCUCUUGGAAUUGGCUUUGCAUUGGGGGCUUCUUGUUUGUGUUAAUGACCCCCAAAAAAGUGCGCGAUGUUGAGUUAGUGAAAUUUUGACAGUAGUGGAUAUUUUUUGUAUCGCUGCUCUUUCAGCCUCAGCUGGCUGGCUUUGUGAUUUUGUUUUGGGGGGGUGGGGAAUCUUUUGACACUUGGUGGUACUUCAUUCUCUCAAGGCUUUUUACUCUCUUCCAGAAAGUGGAAGGGAGGAGCCUCACAAUGUCCUUCACAAGCAGUGCAUGGGAAGCAUGCUUUCGCUGCUAUGAAAACAAGCAUUAGAAAGUGGAUGUCACGGUGUUGUAAUUUUUUUUGCUUUCUGUGUAGAAUCCAGCUGUUUUCACCUAAAUCAAGUUAGAGCCCCACACUGCCAUAAUAGCCAGGGCUUCAUCAGUCUACUGUGAGGACUUAGAGACUUGUGGCUAUAUUUCUAUAUUUAUUUUUAAAAUAUUCUCUGUAGGAUAUUCAGAGUUGUUUGGUGGUGUAUGUCUCUUAAUUUUUGACUGGCAUUUCUAAAACAGUGGGGUUUUUUUUUGAAUGUUACCCAUGGAUCAAGUCAUUAAAGUUCAUCAGAUUUAUCUUUCUCCUAAUCCAAUUACAGAAUACAUUGUAAGAGAACUGUGUGUAUAGUGCCUAAAAAUUGUAUGGAGAUCCUUUUAACCAUUUUAUUUUCAAAUGUUUAACAAAUCUAAUCUCUUAUUCUAAUAAAUAUAUCAUCAGGUUUAAAAGAA